UAAAAAUAUAAACACAAAAACAUAUGACUAUUGAAAACAAUGUGUUAUUUGAGACGUCUUUCGGCUCAUUGUUUGAAAUACAGACCACUAUUAUCGGCACCAACACUACGGUCCCGACAAGUGGCCAGUAUUCACAACUUGAGUACUGACGAAACACCAUCGCUGGUCACUAUUGAGAAACGAGAAGAAGUUACACUUAUUGGUAUCAAUCGGCCGACAAAAAGAAAUUGUGUCAACAGAGAGACCGCCGGACAACUGUUGCGGGCAUUCAAUGACUUUGAGACAGAUAAGACAUCACCGGUAGCCGUAUUGCAUGGCAAUGGCGGUACCUUUUGCGCCGGUUAUGACCUUAAAGAGCUGUCAGAGACCAACGCCAGUCUAUUGGAUCAGUUCUUAGUGCGCGGACCUAUGGGACCGACACAGAUGUUGACUACCAAACCAAUUAUUGGCGCUAUUGAUGGAUACGCUGUGGCCGGCGGUCUUGAAUUGGCGCUGUUGUGUGACCUCCGAGUGGUCGAAGAGAAUGCAAUAAUGGGUUUCUUUAAUCGACGCUUUGGUGUCCCACUCAUCGACGGCGCCACAGUUCGUCUCCAGAGACUCAUUGGUCUGUCCCGAGCCUUGGAUCUCAUAUUAACCGGUCGCGGACUGAGCGCUAAAGAAGCGCUUGAGUUUGGAUUAGCCAACAGAGUGGUAGCCGUCGGCACUGCAUUAGGUCAGGCCUACAAUUUGGCAAAAUCUUUGGUUAAGUUUCCUCAAGAGUGUCUCAAAGCCGACAGACAUUCGACAUAUUUUUCAGCAUUUGAUGGCAAGUCUAUGGAAGAGUCGCUGAAAUACGAGUUUGAAAACGGAAAGCCUAUCAUCAGUAAAGAGUCCAUCGAAGGUGCCAACAAGUUUGCCGAAAAAGGUAUCGGAAAACACGGAAAGUUUGUUUUGCAUAACUUUUCAUACGAUGUUAAAGUGACCGUAUAA
This is a messenger RNA of Oppia nitens, 969 nucleotides long. RefSeq lists its product as uncharacterized. Gene Ontology annotation, molecular function: catalytic activity. Bases 40 to 969 code for a protein of 309 amino acids. NCBI's taxonomy places the organism in Eukaryota, Metazoa, Arthropoda, Arachnida, Sarcoptiformes, Oppiidae. The record is from RefSeq and is a predicted model, not a curated record. The transcript is spliced from 3 exons.